ACAAUGCAAACAGAACAAGAGACACAACUCGUCGGGAGGACCAUAUACACAGUCAACGUCUACGCUUACGAUUUAAAAACAAAAUAUUCAUUGUUCGAAUCACAGUGAUCAGUUAAUAGUGUCUCGCAGUUCGAUAAAGAUAGAAGAAGAACAACAUAAUACAUAUGGCCGGCUGUUGGAAGAAGCCGAAUGUUUCGGCCGGUAAAGAUGUCGUGCUGCUUCACUAACUGGAAAGGGGCGUCUUCACGCCCAGCAUCUCACCGUUCCCUUUAAAAUUAGAAACCUACUUACGUAUGGCCAACAUACCUUACGAGAACGAUUUCAAAGACCCGAUGGGGCCCAAAGGCAAAACACCUUGGAUGACGCUGAACGGAGAAGAUUUCAGCGAUUCCCAACUCUGUUUGGAAUUGCUGGCCUCGCAAUUCGGCAAAGAUUUCAGCUCCCAUUUGACAGAGGCGGAACGGGCCAUUGGCCGGGCAUUUCAAAUAAUGGCUGAAGAGCAUCUCUACUGGGUCGUUGUCCUGUGGAGAUGGGUUUACACCAAAGGUAAAACCCUUUGGGCUAUUCAGAUGAACUUCCCUGCACCGCUACGUUUCAUCAUGCCAAUCUUCGUUCGAAGAAUGAAAGGUCAAGCAUCGGCCCAGGGUAUGGGCAGGCACAGUCAAGAGGAAGUCAUCGAAAUGGGCAUGAAAGAUCUGCGGGCCAUGUCAGCUUAUCUUGGCAUCAAACCUUAUUUUAUGGGGGAUACGCCCACCGAAAUGGAUUGCGCAAUGUUUGGUAUGUUAGCCAUGAUCGUUUGGUGCAUGCCAGGAUCACCGUUCGAACAGCACAUGAAAGGUGAAUUCAUCAACUUAAAGGACUUUUGCGAGCGAAUGAAAGAUCAAUUCUGGCCUGAUUGGGAUCAGUGUCUCCUACCUCCUCGAGUAUGACAUCAGUUUGCGUCAAACAUGUGUCCUUUAUAUGUUGCAAUGGAAAUAGACGACGAUAAGUGCAAACGUA
Molecule: messenger RNA, 999 nt
Organism: Daphnia magna
Lineage: Eukaryota; Metazoa; Arthropoda; Branchiopoda; Diplostraca; Daphniidae
Product: failed axon connections homolog
Cellular component (GO): cytoplasm
Source: RefSeq, a predicted model, not a curated record